UUUCACACCAUUUUAAUGGAGCCUCAAGAUCAGCAGCAUCCGGUGGUGCUAAUCACCGGCUGUUCUCAGGGGGGAAUAGGCCACGCGCUGGCACGUGAGUUUGCUGCAAAAGGGUGCCGGGUGGUGGCCACCAGCAGGUCCACGACAGCCAUGUCUGACCUCGAACAAGACCCCAGGUUCUUCCUCAAAGAACUUGAUGUUGUUUCGGAUGAAAGUGUGAAUAGUGUUGUGUCAAAUGUUGUUGAAAAGUUCGGAAAAAUUGAUGUUUUGGUUAAUAAUGCUGGAGUUCAAUGUGUUGGCCCGCUUGCUGAGCUUCCAUUGUCAGCCAUGGAGCAAACUUUCAACACCAAUGUUUAUGGUUCUAUGAGGAUGGUUCAAGCAGUUGUUCCCCACAUGGCAUCAAGGAAAAAGGGAAAGAUUGUAAAUGUCGGAAGUGUUAGUGCAUACCUUCCUGCACCGUGGGCUGGUGUUUAUACAGCAACUAAAUGUGCUCUUCAUUCACUGACUGACACUUUGAGACUGGAACUAAGACAUUUCGGGAUUGAUGUCAUCAACAUCGUCCCUGGGGCUAUAACAUCCAACAUAGGAAAGACUGCCGUUUCCAACUACAACCGGAUGCCUGAAUGGAAGCUAUACAAGCCAUUUGAAGAAAUUAUCAGAGAGAGAGCAUACUUUUCACAGACAUCAAAGUCGACCCCUGCAGAAGUGUUUGCAAAGGAUACUGUAGCGGCAGUGAUGAAGAACAACCCCCCAGCUUGGUUCUCCUCCGGUCGAUACUCCACCAUCAUGGCAAUUGUAUACCAUAUGCCCACUUUUGUUAAAGAUUUUAUUGUCAGAAAAGCAAUGAAAGGCUGAGUUCUGCAUUGUCUGGACUUGUCUGUUUUAUCCAUCUCAAAAUGUCACUUAAACAUUAUACAGUUACUGAAAUAUCCUUGUGUAUCACCAUAUUGAGAAAACACUGAACAUCAAUGAUGUUUAUGAUAAUUAUAAA
Molecule: messenger RNA, 991 nt
Organism: Pistacia vera
Lineage: Eukaryota; Viridiplantae; Streptophyta; Magnoliopsida; Sapindales; Anacardiaceae
Product: short-chain dehydrogenase RED1-like
Exons: 3
Coding region: 16-855 (279 amino acids)
Cellular component (GO): endoplasmic reticulum
Source: RefSeq, a predicted model, not a curated record